AUGGCCUCCGCAAGCCUGGAUCACCUGGUUAAAGGGUCACCGGCUCCUGCAAAUCAUCUCUCGUCCUCAUCAACAUCGUCCGACACACUGAACUCUGCUCCACGGUCGUACCCUCAGAAUUCUUCCGAUCCGUCUUCCCCGCCACGCCCGUCAACACCGGACCCGCUGUCCACGUUGCCAUCCUCUCCACCUCAGAUCUACCUGAACCUGCUCAUCCUAGAAAGCUCUCUUCGGGCUCAAUACCUUGCGCUGCGAGAACGUCGGCGGCAGAACUCGUUUUUCCUUCUGCUACUUGCUGCCUGGAUCACCUACUUUGCCUACGCGCUGUUCCUCCGUCCUCGCGAAGAUGGCCGCGGGGUAGGCGGCUCCGUGUACUGGGUGGUCGAGAUGUGGGAGAAGGUUGCGCUGCUCGGAGGAGUGGUCACUGCACUAUUGGUCUGGGGCACGGGGCAAUGGGAGCGUGGAGUACGUUGGCCGCGGCGCUGGCUCGCCGUCGCCAACCGCGGCCUUCGCACGAUGAACACUAAGAUCAUUGUGAUCCGCGGUCCCUGGUGGCAGGAGCUGUUAUCCUAUCUCUCCUUCCUCUUCCCCUUUUCAAUUCCGCUCUUCCCUUCCCCGGUCGGAGACUUCCACUAUAUUGAGCGGCCUGCGUCGGAGAAACGCAUUGGUGGUCGGCAGCACCACCAGCCGUACUACAACAUGGACAUGGAAUCGGGCCUGGUGGAGGAAGACCUCAGCCCGGGAGGCGAUUAUAUCCGACUACUUCUCCUCCCCAAGUCAUUCUCGCCGGAGUUCCGCGGGAACUGGGAUGACUACCGCACCGAGUUCUGGGAAAAGGAGAACGAACGGCGUGCCCAACUGCGCCAAAAACUGCGCCAGAAGGAACGCCAACUAGCUCAGCAGGACGGCGGCUGGUUCUGGUGGUUUGGCAUUGGAUGGAAGGCGUCACAGCGCCGGCGAGCCGCCGCAGCGACGAUCACCAAGUCCGCCGACGAAAAGGCCCACCAUCGCCAUUCCCAUCACUCGAGCAUCUCUAGGCUCAGCCACGAGCCGAAAUCGCCUGCCCGGCGUAGCACGCGCUCGGACUCGCACUCACGGACGCCAUCCCGAAGUACCACCCCCGUAGAUACCGAUGAUCGUCCUCCGUCAAGGUCGUCUGCGAGUAGCCGCCCCCGUCGGGGAAGCUUAACCCCUAAUUCUACGGCGUCAGGCUCCGAGCAAGGACAUCAACACCGCAAGAAGAAGUCCAAGACUCUUCCCCGGGGAGUGUCACCCCUCACACAAGCACAGAUCAGUGAAGGUGUGCGUACAUCGUCUUUCUCGUCUGACGACUCCGGUUUCUUAGCAGAGUCCGACAAAGUCAAAGAUGAGGAAACUAGCAUAUAA
Molecule: messenger RNA, 1386 nt
Organism: Aspergillus bombycis
Lineage: Eukaryota; Fungi; Ascomycota; Eurotiomycetes; Eurotiales; Aspergillaceae
Product: Spo7-like protein
Exons: 1
Coding region: 1-1386 (461 amino acids)
Biological process (GO): nuclear envelope organization
Cellular component (GO): Nem1-Spo7 phosphatase complex
Molecular function (GO): protein phosphatase regulator activity; phosphoprotein phosphatase activity
Source: RefSeq, a predicted model, not a curated record